CAUAUACAAUUGCGACGAGUCGAUUCUCAUCUAAAUCCAUUAUUUGGAAUCGACGACUUGGAAGUUAAAUAGAACUUAUCCAAAUCCUUUCAAUCGUCGCUUCUUUCUCCAAUAUUCAUCCCUUUUUCCAAUAUGCGAUCGUCGUCGUAAUUGUAUGCUUCCAUCGCGCAGACUUCCAUCCUCUAUUCACCCUCUGCUCUGCAGCCAAAGGAUGGCGUCCGACCGCGGCUAUACCAUCACCGGUCUCAAGAGAUGGUCUAUCCUCGACAAGAAACUGCCUUCUAUCGACAAGAUUAAUGCCAUUCAUGUUUACGACUUCGACAACACCUUGUUCCAGACCCCCCUGCCCAACCCGAAACUAUGGAACAAUGCGACGCUCGGUCAGCUAGGUUCCCCCGACAUAUUCGUCAACGGCGGUUGGUGGCACGACUCGAGAAUUCUAUCCGCGACCGGCGAGGGCGUAGAACAAGAAGAGAAGCGCGCCUGGAAUGGUUGGUGGAAUGAGAAGAUCGUAGAGUUGGUCCGACUUAGCAUGGAACAGAACGAUGCCCUCUGUGUUCUGUUGACAGGACGCUCCGAACAAGGUUUCUCCCAACUCAUCAAGCGAAUCGUCGCCAGCAAAGGGUUAGAGUUCGAUAUGAUCGGGCUCAAACCGGCUGUCGGUCCUAAUAACGAGAAAUUCCUAAGCACUAUGAACUUCAAGCAAACUUUCCUUCGAGUAUUGAUGGGAACGUACGCACACGCUAAGGAUAUACGCAUUUACGAAGAUCGCCCGAAACAUGUCGAGGGAUUUCGAGAUUUCCUGGACGAUUUCAACAAGGAAUUAGUUGGCCGUAGACGAAACCCCAUUGUUGCCGAUGUCAUACAAGUUGCGGAACUCUCCACUACUCUGGAUCCUGUUGUCGAGGUAGCUGAAGUACAACAUCUGAUCAACAUUCACAACUCCCUAGUCAAGGGACGGAAUGGAGGUCCGCGAAAUAAACGUCUAUCCAUCAAGAAGAGUGUCUUCUUCACUAGCUACAUGGUCGAAACCGCCGACACAAAGCGACUCAUCGCACUUUUGAAUUCGAUGGCGUCGGGGAUUGAUGAUCUAAAGUUUCUUGCUAAUACCAUACUUAUCACGCCCCGUCAAUGCCCGAAGCACAUCCUAGAUAGGAUAGGAGGAAUGCGGUCCAAGAUGAAGUGGGAGGUAACCGAUAUUGGUGAAUACCAAACUAACCUCUGGGCGGCACGUGUUAGACCCGUGCCUGCCGAUGCGAUGUACCAUACCGAUAACCCGUCGCCGUCUGUCGUGCUAGGACAGAGGAGAGGCGCUCGCCCACCGGAUGUUAAUAAGAUCCAGUACUGGCAGCCAAUUCCUCCUGAGAAGCAAUUUAUUAUCGAUACGACGGUAGGCGAAAAGGCGAUAUUGCGAAUCGAGCGCGAGGACCAAGAUGGUGAUCAAUAUGAUGACCACCAGGAGCGGUCGUACUCCCAUAGGGGCUCCAAGCGCAAGUUCCCCAGUGAUGAGGAUCGACCCUCGCGCCAGAAUAGCGGCAACUACGGCAAUAGCCCCCGCGAGUAUCACACUUCAUCUUACCAGGGACGAGGCGGAGGUGAUAAUCGUGGUCGGGGCGGCUACAGAGGCGGCAAUAAUUCUAGGGGUAACCGCGGUGGCGGCAGAGGCGGUUUUAAGGGUUCGGGAAGAGGUGGUAAGGGCGGUGGUCAUGGGUACAGAUCCCUAGACGACGUUGACACACGAGACAACUCUCAAGGGGGGUAUGGCUCAUCGACGGUCUCUUAUGAUGAUACUUUCCCGUCUUUACCAUCUGGUGGCGGUAUGCAAUCUCAGCAACCUCUUCCGCCGAUCCCCCCACCUCCUCAGUUCGGCCAACCAUUCCCGCAGCCUGGUCAAUGGCCGGCUCCGGGUGGUGCCUCGGGUCAAUCGCGACCUGUUGGCGGUCCUGGACCGGAUUUACAGAAUUUCUAUUAAGCAUCUGGAACGGUUACAUGAUACGACCGACAGUGUACAAGUAUGGUUUUAAGGACGUCUUGAAGGUCAGGCUUUUAAAAUUGAGUCAUGGAGCAUUGUAUCAAGGUCGGCUUGGAGUUUCAGAAAUAACGUUCAACCAAAAAUGGUAGAAUGAUAUAAGGCCCAGGUUUACAAGCAGGCAGUCAUAAUCAAAGGGCAGGCAUUUCUUUCACGGACAGGUCUUUUUUUACAUAUACUACUAGCAUACCCCCUCGAGUUUCAUUUUUUACGGGAGAUUUGGUACUGAAGUCAGCAGCUAGGUUAGGCGUUUGGCAGAUUACUUCCUCCCUAAAAAGUAGGUGUGAAACAUGCAGGCUGGUAAUUAGGUCUAGGUAGUUAGGACGAAGGGAGCAUCGCGAAUGCGAACGCAAAAUAAAAGGCAUUAUUUCUUGGUACGAGU
Messenger RNA from Hypoxylon trugodes, 2411 nucleotides. RefSeq lists its product as uncharacterized. Lineage: Eukaryota; Fungi; Ascomycota; Sordariomycetes; Xylariales; Hypoxylaceae. Gene Ontology annotation, cellular component: box C/D methylation guide snoRNP complex; small-subunit processome. The coding region runs from base 155 to 1972 and encodes 605 amino acids. Gene Ontology annotation, molecular function: rRNA methyltransferase activity; histone H2AQ104 methyltransferase activity; RNA binding. The record is from RefSeq and is a predicted model, not a curated record. The transcript is spliced from 3 exons. Gene Ontology annotation, biological process: box C/D sno(s)RNA 3'-end processing; rRNA methylation.